AUGGUGUUUAUCAGUGUAUGGAGAUUCUCUCAGGGGGGAAGGAUUCGAAGUCAUUUUAAUAGAGUGCAUUUAACGAAGAAUAAUUUUUUGCCCUUGUGUAUUAGCAGCUUGGAGGGGCGUGAAGGAAGGCUUUUUCAGAGUGCCUUAUUGUCCACAGUUAUUUCGUCGUCUGGAGGAUAUAAACAUGGGGGUGCUUGGCAUAGAAGCAGAAGUGUCUAUCUUUGUAACCCUCCCAUUUUCAGUGAAGGUUGUCGUAGCAGUGUAAAUGGCAGUUAUUUUAUCCACCCCUUUCACAGUGGUACACCCCACAGGGGAGGAAUCCUGAGAGGAAUGGUGCACCCAUCCCUGCUGGGCAUGCAAAAGAAGUGGACAACGUGGGGUGCUAAUUUUAACUCGAUUUCGAAAGAGAAAGAGCCUUCACAUGGUGAGGCAGAUUCAAGGAGGAGGGGGGACCAAGCGGAAUGGACGCGCGCAGGUAAAAAUGGGGAACGGCAGAACGGAGAUGGAGGAGUAGGCGAAGGGGGGGGAAAUGAAGCAGAAACAGAUGGAUGUCCCAAUGGGGAGAGAGCAGCGUCACGUGAACGCCCCAAUGGGAACUAUCUGCAGAACACACACUCACUCCUGGUGACUAAAAAAAUAAAAGAGGCAUUAAGCAAGCUGAAGGACAAGAACAGUUACAAGGUUAUUUCGAAAAAAAUUAAAAAGGAAAAGAACAAAAUAAACGCACUGCUCUCCAUCUACCACUUAAAAAAAGGAAGCCUGAAGCAAAACUUCAAUGAGCACAUUUACAGGAAGGCCAUUAUACACACGAAGACCAAAAUUUUUCAGGCUUUAAAAAAGAACAAGCAAAGAUCCUUGAUUGAUAUUUACUACGAGGAGAAACGAAAAUAUAAAUUACGUAAGGAGAAGUUGCUGGAAGUACAGGGUAAAUUAAUUACCAACUCGAGGUUAGCACAAAUGAAUGUAAAGAAGUUUUUCCAAAAAUAUGGGUACGUGGGAUUAGGAACCUACUUCGUUGUAUUCUUUUUAACUUUUUCAUGCUGCUACUUCUUUGUCCAUUUCAAAUACAUUUCCUUGGCUGACAUAACUUACUGGUCAGAAAAAAUGCACUUAACUAAAUACAUGAGUGAUGACCUACAGAAGAAAAUUGAUUCUUUAUGGGGGGAACUCAUUUUCGCAUACAUCGCUUCGAAGAUAACUGAACCCGUUCGAAUUGUGAUUACCAUUCUGAUUACUCCCUACAUUGCCAAGGUGAUUAGACUGAAGAAGAGCAGUCGGAUCAAAUCUUUGUAA
Messenger RNA from Plasmodium knowlesi strain H, 1293 nucleotides. Its product is annotated as conserved protein, unknown function. NCBI's taxonomy places the organism in Eukaryota, Apicomplexa, Aconoidasida, Haemosporida, Plasmodiidae. The transcript has a single exon. The record is from RefSeq and is a predicted model, not a curated record. Bases 1 to 1293 code for a protein of 430 amino acids. Gene Ontology annotation, cellular component: mitochondrion.